Chaetura pelagica (chimney swift) is the source of this 1194-nucleotide messenger RNA. Its product is annotated as protein arginine N-methyltransferase 3-like. Gene Ontology annotation, biological process: peptidyl-arginine methylation. Gene Ontology annotation, molecular function: protein-arginine N-methyltransferase activity. NCBI's taxonomy places the organism in Eukaryota, Metazoa, Chordata, Aves, Apodiformes, Apodidae. The record is from RefSeq and is a predicted model, not a curated record. The transcript has 10 exons. Gene Ontology annotation, cellular component: nucleus. The coding region runs from base 1 to 1194 and encodes 397 amino acids.
AUGGGUUUUAUAGUGGUCAGCCCCGCUGAAGCUCUUUCAAAAGUGACAGCCCCAACAAUGGGGUUCAACAAAGUUCUCCACUUGAGCUUCAUUCAGGGCGAGCUCCGGGCUUCUUCAUUGGGUAUAAACGUCCGGCGUAUAAACCGAAUUUGCGGAGUUAAUCUGUACUUUGAGGAUUCGAACUUCGCAAGAGUUUUGCGAACGUGUGCUCGGCCAGGAGGUUUGCUCGUACCAGACCGAAAUGUAAGACCUGAAUGUAGGAACUCCGCUCCGGGAAAAAUCCAAACACUGGGAAGUGGAAAAGAUCCCGACAGCUUUGUGGGACCCCGCCGGGUUCUCAAUCUUUUGUUUAGGUCUGCUGAAGAUGUUUUCUCCCACUGCAAGGCAGAGCAUCAGUUCAACAUCUGUGAUGUGAUCAAGAAGUAUGGACUUGAGUUUUAUGGAUACAUUAAGCUAAUAAACUUUGUUAGGCUAAAGAAACCAACAGCAGCAUAUUUCAGUUCACUCAGCUGCCCACUGCCUUGGGAAGGAGAGGAAUAUUUGAAACCAGAGCAAAAAGAUGACCUUCUGCUUCAGUUUGACAUUGAAGACCUUUGUGAACCUGCAGACGUUUUGCCCUCUAAUGGUUUAAAUGAUACUAUGAUACUUCUUGAACAAUUAAAACGGGCAGAACACAGAGCAAGACUUGCAGAAGCAGCCUUGGCUAGAGCACAAGAUGAUCUUCAAAAAAUGAAACAAUUUGCACAGGAUUUUGUGAUGAACGCAGAUGUCAGGAGCAACUCGUCAUCCAGCGCCAUUGCAGACCUGCAGGAGGAGGAGGAUGGUGUUUACUUCAGCUCCUAUGGGCAUUAUGGGAUACACGAAGAGAUGCUAAAGGAUAAAGUGCGUACACAAAGCUAUCGUGACUUCAUCUAUCAAAACCCACAUAUCUUUGAGGACAAGGUAGUUUUGGAUGUUGGCUGUGGAACUGGAAUACUGUCCAUGUUUGCUGCCAAAGCAGGUGCGAAGAAGGUGAUUGGAGUUGACCAGUCUGAAAUUGUCUUUCAGGCCAUGGACAUCAUUCGAUUAAAUAAACUUGAAAAUGUCAUUACAUUAGUCAAAGGAAGAAUUGAAGAAGUAGAUCUGCCUUUGGAAAAAGUGGAUGUAAUUAUAUCUGAAUGGAUGGUAAGGUGCAUCAGUAUUUUCAAGACAUAG